CUAACUGCUCUGAAGCUACUGUGGAUAUUAUACUCUUCUUCUUCCGGACCCUUUGGUGGAUAUUUGAGAAGUCUCUCGCACUCACAUUUUUGUGGCUUACCCGGAAAAUCAUGACUCUGGAAGAAGUUCACGGACAAGAAACCGUUGUUGAAAGCGCUGACAGGAUGCAAACUGCUGGCAAAGCCCUGCAUGAACUAUUGGUCUCUGCCCAGAGAGAGGAGUGUCUGACCGUUGGAGUCUAUGAGUCUGCCAAAGUAAUGAAUGUAGAUCCAGAUAGUGUCACUUUCUGCAUCUUGGCUGCAGACGAGUACGACGAGGGUGAUAUAGCCCUUCAGAUCCACUUCACUCUGAUUCAAGCUUUCUGCUGUGAAAAUGACAUCAAUAUCGUGAGGCUGAAUGACACAGAAAAAGUAGCUCAAAUUCUAGGCUUAACAGAUGAGUCUGCAGAGCCCAAGGACCUGCACUGCAUCCUUAUUACGAAUCCAAAUGAGGAUGCCUGGAAAGAUCCAGCCCUGGAGAAACUGGGUAUAUUCUGUGAUGAAAGCCGUAAAGUCUACGACUGGGUUCCCAGUAUCACCCUGCCAGAGUGAACAUCUUUUCUCUACAUUAGAUUGUAAAAUCUCUGCAUUAUUAUCAUGGUGUUGUGCACCUGGAUGGACCAGCAGCAUUCCGAAGUCUGUGGAUUACGCUGGUUGAGGUCAGAUUAAGUCGCCAAGACUGGCAAAGAUGUUGGCUCUUGUGGAGCAGAAGAGUAAGGAGGAAAACUUAACAUGGACUGAUCUGUAAAAGGAAGGGUUGGUGCCAGUUUGAAGCCUCCCAAAGCACUGGGGGGGGGGCAGUCAUGCCAUGGAGCUGGAGGAGUUUUGCAUGUGCUAAAAGCAAAAAUGGAAGCUUUUAAGAUGGAUAUGAGGCAAAUUAAGCAGCUGGUUAAAGGAAAGAACCUGUUCUGUAUCUGCUUUUGGAGUUUGCUGAGAUAUGAAACAUGAACUUUAUAUACACAUUGGAAGAGUCUGGGACUAUAUAGCUCUGGAUUGCAAACUGAGACUGAAUUCUGUUCAUUGCAGCUUGUUAUUGGUUAUUACAGUCUACUACUACAGUCUACUACCCAGAAUACAUAGUAAAAAAAAAAAAAGACUUUCUGUAUUUUCAACAUUUUGACACUGUUGCAAAUUGAAGUGCUUUUCUUGAUGAAACUUGGCAUUUAAAAUGUUGUUUUCUGUCAUUCAAUAAAUCAUUUUAAAUCUCA
Messenger RNA from Xenopus tropicalis (tropical clawed frog), 1246 nucleotides. It is a transcript of the gene gadd45g, whose product is annotated as growth arrest and DNA damage inducible gamma. The record is from RefSeq and is marked provisional. Gene Ontology annotation, biological process: positive regulation of MAPK cascade; regulation of cell cycle. The coding region runs from base 111 to 590 and encodes 159 amino acids. Gene Ontology annotation, cellular component: nucleus. The transcript is spliced from 4 exons. Lineage: Eukaryota; Metazoa; Chordata; Amphibia; Anura; Pipidae.